This is a messenger RNA of Eucalyptus grandis, 1196 nucleotides long. Its product is annotated as reticulon-like protein B8. The record is from RefSeq and is a predicted model, not a curated record. Bases 193 to 942 code for a protein of 249 amino acids. Lineage: Eukaryota; Viridiplantae; Streptophyta; Magnoliopsida; Myrtales; Myrtaceae. The transcript has 6 exons.
AAAGGAGGGGGCCGGGAAAAUGACAAAACUGGACACGACAGUCCGCCAGUCUUAUCAAGAAUCUCUCCAUAAGCUGUCGAGUCCAAAAGCCUCCCGUUGCUCCCCUCACCUCCUGAUCUUCACCCUCAGCAGCAGCAGCAGCAGCAUUAGCAAGAAGAAGAAGAAGAGCAGCGCUCCUUCCCGUCCGGAACAAUGCCUGAGAUAAUAACAGCCGAGAAUAUAUUCAACGAGAUUAAGGAAACAAUCGGUGAAAAUGUUCUUAAGCAGAAGUCUGUUUCAUUCAUUGAGGGGGACAAGGCCGACGCAGUUACUUCUCAAUUUAAAAGGCUCUUUGGACGCCAGAAGCCGAUUCACCGUCUAUUUGGGGGUGGAAAAUCUGCUGAUGUGUUACUGUGGAGGAACAAAAAGAUCUCAGGAGGUGUCUUAGCCGGUGCAACUGCUAUAUGGGUGCUUUUGGAGUGGCUUGACUACCACUUUCUGACGCUUGUAUGUUUCACUCUCAUCCUUGGCAUGCUAGCUCAGUUUCUGUGGUCAAAUGUUUCUGGGUUGCUGAGCAGCAGGUCAGCAUCCAAACCCCCUCGUCUUGUGGUGCCUAAUGAUGUCUUUGUUGACAUCGGGAAGUCUGUAGGAGCUGAGGUUAACGAAGCUUUGAAAUUCCUUCAGGAUGUUGCUCUGGGAGGAAACUUGAAGCAAUUCCUCAUUGUUGUGGGGAGCCUUUGGGCAGCAGCUAUAAUAGGAAGCUGGUGCAAUUUUAUAACAGUGUUGUACAUUGGUUUUGUUGCUGCUCACACAUUACCUGUUCUGUAUGAGCGAUAUGAAGAUCAAGUCGACAGCUUCGGUGACCAGGUCCUGGACCAGCUUCAGCAUCACUAUCGUAAAUUGGAUACUGUUCUUCUCAGCAGGAUCCCCAAAGGGAAGCUCACGGCCAAGAAGUUCGAAUAGAUUACCCUAAGAAAGUGCAUGAGAUUGAUUGAUACAUGUCCUUAUCGUCUCUCAUGCGUGCCAUUCAUGGGCCUUGAGCACAUAUAGCUACAUGAAUAGUCUUGAUCUGAUCAUAUUAAGCCUGCACAAAGUCGUUCUUGUGCCUUGAACUGUGGCUUAUGUUAAUGAAUAUUCCCCAUUCCGAUACGCAGUAACUCACAAUGAAGUGGGAAAACUAGAAGAAAAAGGUUCAAAGGCUGGCUUUUGUUCGUUCA